UGCUCCUUUCGCGGCAAAAAGGAUUUGGCGCGUAAAAGUGUCCGGGACUUUGCGGGGAUCAGCUGGAGAGACCAAAACAAGCUCCCGGCUCCGGCCCCAGUCCCGGCCUCUGCUCCGUCCUCCAGGCUCCUGUCCCAGCUCCAUCCGCCUGUGCCGAUCCGACCACUCCUAAGCCCCGUGGUCCAGGAUCGCGCAUGGGCCAGGACCCUCUCGGAGCUUCUAGCAGCCCGCGCUCCGGCCCCAGUCCGGGGUCCUGAGCCCUUGCCUGGCAGGCCGGGCCGCGCUGGGGACUAUGGAUCAGGGGUCCGGAGCAGGCUCCAGUGCCAAGACACCCGGCAGCGGAUAGGGCCCCGAGCGGCGGCCGCGGAAGCCCGCCCAGCUUCGGGCCGCGCCCCGCCCCGGCCCUCCCGGCCCCGCCGGCCCGUCCCUGCCCCUGGGAUGUGAGCCGGCGCCCGGGGGAGCGAGCAAACCUGCAGAGCCGCCAUGGCCCUGGACGGGAGCGGCGGCGGCGGCACGUGUGUGGCGGAGCUGGAGGCCCUGUUGGGGGCCGGGGGGCUGCAGCUGCUGGAGCAGCAGAUCGUCAUCAUCUCCACCCAGGACGAAGGCCCGCUCAGCGCCGCCGCUGUCCCCGUCACCGCCGAGGGGCCCCGAGAGGCCGAGCUGCUGCUGUUCGCCACGCCCCAGGCUCCCCGACCCGGAGCCAGCGGACCCAGGCCUGCCUUGGGCCGGCCUCCGGUGAAAAGGAAGCUGGACUUGGAAACAGACCAUCAGUACAUAGCUGAAGGCAGCCAGCCAGCCCGGGCCAGGCCCAGACCCCCUGGCAAAGGUGUGAAGUCCCCAGGGGAGAAGUCUCGCUAUGAGACUUCGUUGAACCUGACUACCAAACGCUUCUUGGAGUUGCUGAACCAGUCUACAGAUGGUGUGGUGGACCUGAACUGGGCAGCCGAGGUGCUGAAGGUGCAGAAACGGCGCAUCUAUGACAUCACCAAUGUGCUCGAAGGCAUCCACCUCAUCACCAAGAAGUCCAAGAACCACAUCCAGUGGCUGGGGAACCAUUCUGUAGCGGUCAACACUAGCAAGCACCAGAUGCUGGCCAAGGACCUGCAUCAUCUCCAGGAGGCUGAGAGGCAGCUGGAUGAUCUGAUCCAGAUGUGCACCGUUCAACUCAAACUGCUCACUGAAGAUGCCGACAAUCAGCACUUGGCCUAUGUGACCUGCCAAGAUCUACGCAGUAUAGCAGACCCUGCAGAACAGAUGGUGAUGGUGAUUAAAGCCCCACCGGAGACGCAGCUCCAGGCAGCAGACCCCGCCGAGGCAUUCCAGAUCUCUCUGAAAAGCAGCCGAGGUCCCAUUGAUGUGUUCCUGUGCCCUGAGGAAAGCUCUGAUGCAUGCAGUCCAGUGAAGAGUCCCUUCAAAGCAACUCCUGAGGAGACCAGCCUCAGUCUGGAGCCCACACCUCCACCCCAGCCACUGCCACCGCCACCCAGCCCCCUCAUCGCCUCCACGCAGGAAGGCAGCUUGCCCCUGCUCACCAGCGAGCAAGAAUCCCUCCUGUCCACGGCAAGCCCCACAUCCCUCAGAGCCUCGACAGAAGACGGACACUUGUCCCCACUAGUGUCUGUGGACAGCCUCCUGGAGCAGGUGAAGGAAGACUUCUCUAGCCUCCUGCCGGAUGAGUUCAUCAGCCUCUCCCCUCCCCAGGGCCAGGACUAUCACUUUGGCCUGGAGGAAGGGGAGGGCAUCAGGGAGCUCUUUGACUGUGAUUUUGGGGACUUCACCCCCCUGGAUUUCUGACACAAAGCAAAAGGAAGCUCCCCAGGUCCAAGAGCAGGUUAAGGGGCUCGGGGAGCAGAGGGGGAUAUCACAGGGAAAGGGAGGAUGCCUGGAUUGAGCUGCAAAGAGUCAGACUCCUGGAGAGGUAUGGCUGCUCGAGGGAUAGUCUUGUAUGUGGGCAGCCAGACUGGGCUCACUAGGGCUCUCACCAGCUUUCCUUUCUUAAGUGCUUUGAUAUACCCAAAGCUGCUGUAGCCUCAGGCCCAUCUCUCUCUCCCCCACCUCACCCUUUCUAAGACUUCCCAGGAGAGGAUCUCUGAUCUGCCGGAGCAUCUACCCAAAUGAUCGGAUUUUGUUGCAAAGGCCACCUAAUUUAUUUCCCCUUUCCCUGGUCCCCUCUCCCCCCCACACCCCCUUAGGCCUGGCCUCCUUGGUGGGCUAGAGUUCUCCUGUCCUAAAGGGGGUCGGAGAGCCUAGCGAAUGCCCUCGAAGGGAGGAAGCCAGCAGCGGGUGUGGAUGCUUGUGUGUGCUGGGAGCAUUAAGUGCACUUUUGCUCAUCUUCUCAAUAUGUAGGUCUUGGAGGCUGGCUGAUCCUUUCUGGGAUCUGAGUCUUAGACCCACCUCUGAGGUUAAGGGGGUGAAGGCUUGAGUGGCUGCCUCCCCUAGGAGUCCUCCCUCAACCAAUCCAGACAUGGUGCUGGAUGAAAGGCUUCAGGGCUUCUUUAGGGUCCCAGGCUUCACAGAGAGAGCACUUUUGUCGUCUUAAAAGGUUAUUUGUUGCAAAGCUUUACUAAACUGCAGUGUGUGCAAACUUAUUUAUUUAUUGAGGUUGGCUAUGGCCAGCCCCCACUUCCCAGGUGGAAUGGGAGCUGGGGAGCCAGCAUCCUAGGGGGCAUAGGCCCACUUGGCCCUAAGGGUAUCCAUUUGGGCCCAGAGGAAGAGGCAGGAUAGGAGUUCCUUAGUCUCCGGGGCCUGGGGCAGAAGGCCAGUCAGGAAAGAAGAGGGGCCAGGCUGAGUCCAAAAAGGGUCAUCCCUUUACCCUUGGUCCCUUGGGUAGAAGCAUUUCAAAGUCUGAUUUAUUUAUUUAUUGGAAGUGUCAAGAGAGAGAAAGGUAUAGGCCAGGAGCAAAGAGCGACUACAAGAGAAGUAGUAUAAGUGAGUGAAAGGAGGCAGGAGGAAGGAAUCAGCUGCACCAAGCGGUCUGUCUGUUUUCUGAGGCUGGCCUUGGAGCCAUACCCAGAGCCCAGAUCGUUGGGGCCUGGCUAUGGUGAGGAAGUCAGCUUGGGCACCAGGAUUAGAGGCAGGAGCUGUCAAAGCCUGGUGGAGGUAGCAGUGGCACAGUAGGAGAGAGGCAUGUGUUUGUAGACAGGAGAGGCAAAGAAGUGACUUCUGGGGUGAGAUGGAAGAGGCUUGUCCCCUCACCCCAGUCCUGCCAUGUGAGGUUGAGAAUAAAGUUAGCACAGGCCUAAAGCAGCCUCAGGAGCAUACUUUGCUUCUGGCCUGAAGCCUGACUUGGGCAUUUUUUUUUUUGGCUUGAGGAAUGGAGAGAGGGAAGGAGGCAUAGUCUCUGUCCGCAAGUUCUCCGCUGUCUCUGCCCAGAACUGGUAUGCUCCAGUGUCUGGGGACGCAGCCCUCGUCACCAUGGCCUGACCAGAUUUCUCUUCAGGGUUCAGGACACAGUUGUCCCCCUCCUCUCCUUACUUUCCCAUUUGGAUGGUGGGAGGGGAAAGGACCCUGUUUGGGUUGGCCAGGGUCUCUGUGUGGUGGUGGGAUCUCCUAGGCAGGACGAGAAAGAGGAGAUAGUGUAGGGGAAGGGUUAGACUAUCACUGAACAGGAGGAAAUUAAAGGGGCAAAUUCUUGGCUCCCUACCUCUCUCCAAUCCCCCAAUUCCCAUUGUCUUCUCCAUUCCCUGUUCAAGUGGUGGAGACUUAGGUUUAUGGUCUGUGGGGACAGGGGUGGCCCAUUUGGUGCCAGCUUUUUGUCUUGGGGGGGUGGGCCAGCUGCUUAUAGGACUUAGUCCUCUCCCCAGCCACAGAUUUGCCUUUCAGACUCAAUAUCUUAUUGUGCUUUUGUUUCAAUAAAACUUUUGAAGGUG
Molecule: messenger RNA, 3869 nt
Organism: Monodelphis domestica (gray short-tailed opossum)
Lineage: Eukaryota; Metazoa; Chordata; Mammalia; Didelphimorphia; Didelphidae
Gene: E2F1
Product: E2F transcription factor 1
Biological process (GO): regulation of transcription by RNA polymerase II
Cellular component (GO): Rb-E2F complex
Molecular function (GO): RNA polymerase II cis-regulatory region sequence-specific DNA binding; protein dimerization activity; DNA-binding transcription factor activity, RNA polymerase II-specific
Source: RefSeq, a predicted model, not a curated record